Messenger RNA from Parastagonospora nodorum SN15, 132 nucleotides. RefSeq lists its product as hypothetical. Bases 1 to 132 code for a protein of 43 amino acids. The record is from RefSeq and is a predicted model, not a curated record. The transcript has 2 exons. NCBI's taxonomy places the organism in Eukaryota, Fungi, Ascomycota, Dothideomycetes, Pleosporales, Phaeosphaeriaceae.
AUGGCCGGCGAAACCCAACCCUAUGGUCUAUGCCAGUCGCGUGAGAGACGGGAGGCAGAUAACCCAACCACAUCAAAACGUCGACCUACUAUCGGCAUGCUAAGCCCACCAUUGAAAAGACAACCUGACUAG